AUGGGACCUUUAUUACGUCUUGGAAUUUCUCUUUUUGUUUUCGUCCUGAUUUGCGCCGUUGCUAAGAAAUGCGACAGGAAAUUCGAUCUCCAUCUAGAGAAAAUUAUUCUUUCUGAAUCUUCGGAGCAGAACGGCGCCGUGUUUUUGAAAAAGAUCACUGCUCAGUCUCCCGAAAGUUGCUACACAACAUGCUGUGAAAUUGAUCGGUGCACCGUUGCUGUCUACACGCCUAAGGUGUGAUUUUUCUCCUUUGCCCACCCUUUUAGUUUUUGCAUGUUCCCGUUAACUUCUUAUCAGAUUCUUUGACAUUAUGUGACACUUUUCAGACCAAUAAUACCUGACCUGCAUUUUAUAUCCGUCAGGGUUUUAUCUUCCAACUUCGUUUUCUGUUGGCUUUGCCUGAACUUAUUAUACGUAUUCGCGCCCUUUAAGUUAAGUAACUGGUCACAUGAGGGGAUUAAUGCUGUCAAACAGAAAAUAGGUAGCCAACUAAACAACUGUCUGUGUGCAAUAUUAAGUGACAUUUGCUGCCAUGAACGUAUGACUUAACGACAGAGUACAUGACCCCAUUAUGCACCAUUGAUCUACAACCCCCCUCCCCCCACAAUGGAGUCAAGAUGCCUGUUUAACAAUAUAAUUGUUCCGGCUGCUGCCUUACUGCCGGUAACGGCCUGAAAUAGGUCAUCAUUCUCACACGCGCCUGCGCAAGUGGAACAGUCUGCCCGUGCACCGUCUAAAAUCUCAUAUUAUGAUACACAAACGUUAUGGUGGUCCACAUAAUCUAUCGACCAGACUGUCUUAUGUGUUUGAGUGCGAUCGCUGGUGUCCGCUUCUGAUGUAGUAAAGAAUAUAUAGUCAGAUAGGGUUUUAUAGGGAGUCAACGCACCGAUUCCCCAGAAUUUGCAUUUUACGAAAUUAGAAUAUCACAAAUGAAAUGCGAAAAUCACACAAAUGGAUUAGUAGUUCAGAUGCAAUCAAGCAGACAUAUGCGAUGGUAGAGGGACGCAGACAGAUUGUUCUUACGGAACUCAUUUGUUCCGUUGUGCCUUACGGGCUCUCACGGGCCCAACCAGCAGCCGCACAGCGGCGCGUGAUAUAGGCAGAAUGUUAUUACCGACAAAGACAGGGGAGACUGGAAUGGCCAUUUCUGGCUUAUUAGCUGCCGUCAGCCAGUCAUACCAAACCCCGAAGCAACCGACAGGAUAACCAGCCCGUGGCUCUGUGGUUAGAGGUGUUGGACUUCUAACUAGUAGGUCGGGUGGUCGAGCCCCAGGUGUUCCACACUUCGGGGUUGGGUAUGACUGGCUGACGACGGCUAAUAAGCCAGAAGUGGCCAUUCCAGUCUCCCUUGUCUCUGUCGGUAACAACAUUCUGCAGAUUGAUACAAUAUUCGAACGUUUGAUUCAAUGCAGCCCUCGAAACAUUGCUUAGGGGGCUUUUUUUAUCUACACCAUUAGGAACUUUUGAGUAUUUUUCGGGAAUACUAUAGUGAGGCUAAACUAAGAAGAGGCGUUCGCCGGGAGGGGUUUAUUGGAGGUCCGACGUUGCGAGUAGUUGAUUCGUCUACUCAUCUUCAGAGACGAGAAAGUCCUGCGCACAGCCUCCUUUAUAUGCGCACUUUGUUCAAUGCGUCACACACUAAUACCUCCCGCUGAGCCCCUCUUCUUCUUAUAUGCUACCUGGGAUUUGCAUUUUCACUACUAUUGAUGAGGUUAAACUUCCUAAGCCAGUAGCAGACUCUGUUGACGGAAUGGCUUUGAGACUGAACGCCAUUCGCAAAUGCGUUUCUAAUUCAAACUUUGCUUUGCUUAGGAGAAGCAAGGGUUUUUACACCUUUACUAUGAGUUUUUUUGAUUAAUCGAAGUGCUCACUCUUGCCGGAUAUUCUUAUCUAUAAACAUGAUCUUGAGUAUGACCAAAACCUUUAACGUCAUUCUAAACUGAUAGGAGUCUGUUGAGAAGCGUUUUUGACUGCUUUUUGAUGCCAAUAAAGUGAAACAAUACCCCGAACAUAGAAGUCAAGGACACUACGAAUCGAAAACUCGAUGACGAAAGGCAUCGAACGUUUGUGCAAAUAGUCACGUUUCUUAGAAAUCCCCUAGUGAACCUUACUAAGUUUCGAACACCACCACAGUCGCCGACUUUUUCUCAGCUUCCUAUGUAUGACAAUUUUUAAGAUCUUAUUGGGAUCCCAGAAGAUUGUCUCGACGUCAUCAUCGCCAUCACUUCUGUCGAUGAUCUUAACAAUUAUGAGAAUGCCCGAAAGUCCUGACAGUCCUUUAAUGGGCCGAUCCGAAACGGAGCUUAUUAUUCCUUGGUAUUAAAGAAAGGGACGUUAACGUACACGUAGACAGAAGUUUCGAGAAGACCGCUUGCAUUAUUUUUGGGAUCCCACUUGAUUGCAAGCGUAAUACGUGCCGGUCAGAUUCAAUUGGUGGGGUUUCUGUUUUAAAAACUGUCCGGUUGGCAUAAAAUCAUCCUGCGCGUUAGGCCGUUCACACGAAAGUUCCGAGGAAACAACGUAAUAUGUGGGGUGACAGUCGCAUCAGUGUUUUUCACGUAGUUGUUGUUGCGUUCGCCAGGUAUAUUUAUGCACUGGUUGUUUUUUGCGUUAGGGAAUUCGAGAAAUAUCAUGUUGUGUCGAGUCUGCUAAGAUAGUGACUGCUUAUGACUUCUAAGGGCGUCGGUCUAGGCCUCCGUUUUUUUUGCCAAUCUCAUUUUUCAUUUAUAAGCGGAUGCUAGUAAAUUUAUCCGAUACUUUCGCUGGAGCUUGUAAGCUUAUUUUGCCUAGUUCUUCCGCAAUAGACACUUUGCUUGUCUGAUUCACGUUCACACGAAAAUAUCUGCAGUAAAGACAUGGCAAGUGAAAGAGUUUGGAAUAGCAGUAAGAAGUAACAUGUGUGCAAACCGUCCUUGUUUUUGAAUCGUCGAGGCCUAAUAGAUGUGGAGGCAAGGGAGGUGGGCGUCAAAGUAUCAUGAUACCCGAAGUUUAACAGAAGAUAUGGCAUAAAUCUCGUGGGGUCGGAUGGGCUUUUGACUGACCUUUGACCAGAGUGCGCGGAUAUGUCUCAUUGUGGAAAUUUGGACAAAAUACUGCGUGUUCUCUGCAAAUCUUACUAGCUCUAGACACAGAUUACCAAAAGAAUGAUGCAGACCGACGACCGAUGACGCAAUCUACGUUUCAGUUAAUUGGAGAGGAUUUCGACACUGGUGAACUGACAGCCUGAAGACGCAUCACAGGUUUUUGGCCAGUAGAGUAUUUUCAGAUCGACAUAAUCCUUGGCAGAAUAACUAAGACAUUGUCACUCAUUUCUGCAAAAUAGCACCUUGGAGCCUGUAAGGGGCACUUUAUCAGAGGCAUAGCUUGACGUUUACGCCAUAAGCCAAGUUAAAUCCUAAAGUAGGAGUAGCCUCUUCCCGGCCGAAUAAUUACCCAUUCCGGGGAUUUGAAGUGAGAAAUUUGUCCUAAGAGAACUCCCAUAAAAUGACGUUAGUAACAGAAUUUGCAUUUGUAAACGCAGGCCACGUUUUUUAGAUCCGUCCAGGCAAGCCGAGCCGGAACGUUGAAGGCACAUCACCAUGCAAAAUGUUCAAAGUCAGCGUAGGGGAUAACAGAUAUGUUUUAAGGGCAGCAGGUUCGGAGACACCAGAGCAGACAGAAGGAUUGGAUGUUUGAGGACUGUUGUCUAAACCACCACGCCCCGCAUUCUCUUCAAGCUUGCCCAAGGUGGACAAAGGUGCCGAGCUAUCAAGCCAGUAUAACGUGGGAUUUUGUCCUGCCUUGUCAGGUGACGCCGGUAAACUGUCCUGGCAGGCACGAUACAAACGGACUACAGUUUCCCAGAUAUUCUGAAAUCUGUUCGAUGAGGAGCUAAGCCGAUUUCUCCCACGUUGUUGAUUAGACUCGAGGUUGCCUUUUCGCAAAUAUAAUUUAAGAGCGACUAAGAUAUAGCAUGCUGUGGACGAUAUCAGGUUGCUAACAUGAGUUUUACUCUGACCGGUUCAAACCGCAGGUUAUCCUCCAAUGCAGUUGCGGCUUUUUGUUGGGGGGGGGGGGCGGGGAACAAGGGCAAUCUUCGGGCUGUCUCUUUCUGAUCAAUUUUCGCAUUUUAAGGCGAUGUAAGCUAGAAAAACUGCACUUCAGUGAACCAGAAACGUGGUUUGUUAGCUCAUAUCCCGGUUGUGUAAUGCUAUCACCUUCGCAUUUGGUGGGCGAGUGCGUCAUUCAUCUGAGAUAUACGGUGAGGGACCAAUCUUGUGAAAUGCUUUUUCGACUAGGAAGGAUUGCCUAGGUAUUGAUUAUCGUACAGCACAACCCAAUGAUAUCUCGAUCGCACCGGAUGCCGGCCUUUGAAUACACUUUUUGGCCGUCUGCAAAAAUCUCACAUGGUAAAAAUGACCACUUAAGUAGUGCGAAUUUUUCCAUUGAUUUUCAAUUGCGUCUUAUAUAAAACAUAAUAAAAAUAGUUUUCUUACACGCACUUAGUAAGAAAACACGUUUCCUUCAAAUUUUGUACUCCAGAGAAAGUUAAAUUUCGGUUUUAAAAUGGUUCUCUAUUCCCGCAUAAUUUCGAGCCCGAUCUGCCGUUACAUUUGGGUUUAGGAAUGACAGUUUUCGAGCUAUAUACCUUCGCUCUAAGGAAAGUAAUAUAUCCCUCUACCAUUAUGACGAUUUUCUAUAUUGCCUAUAAAGCGAUUCACUGGAUGUGGAAUACCUUACUUACUGCCUAAAGAGCAUCAAUAAAUGGACAGAUACUAUGCUAUUUGAUCGGACGUUUCAGGAUUUUUAGAAAAUCCCAUAAUUACAAAAUUUUUGGAACUGUAGAUCCCCUUUCUUCGACUGUACAUUUUUAAGAAGACCUAGUUUACUCCGAAAUGAGUACAAGAGAUCAUAUUCUCGAAUAAUUUUUCCUUAAAAUAGACCUCCAUUUAUGAGGACAUUGAUCAUGAAUGAAAAAGACUUUCAAACUAGUUAAGUAGUUAUUUUUUACCGAGUGAGUGCGACUUAAGAGAAGUACAUUCAAACGCCGGCGUCCUGGCUUGAGUGGAAUAUCCUGGGAUUAUGCUGCGUUAUAAUCAGCAUUAUAACUUCCACCUAAUUAGUACUUUCUAAUUGUAAAGGCAAUGCAGAAUUUUGUCUAACACUUUGCAGGACUGGUCACUGAAUGUACAGUUUUUAAAAAAAGUUUCUUAUUGUGAGAUUUUCUAAUACCGUUAAAUGGCCGUCCAGGAAACGUCAUGUAUCUGCAUUUACGAAUGUGGCUUGUAAAGUUAACAUAUUGCAUGCAUUUCUCUACGGUUUUAAGAGGAGACCAUAUGAGGUUCAUAAAAUUAAGCAGUGGAUUUGCGCAAUAUUGUUAACUUUACAAGCCACAUUCGUAAAUGCAGAUACAUGACGUUUCAUGAACGGCCAUUUAACGGUAUUAAAAAAUCUCACAAUUAGAAACUUUUUUAAAACCGAAUUAUACUCUUCUUUUGAGUAUGAAAUUGGAAGAAUACGUGAUUUUCUACCGAAUAAGUAAAAGAAUGAAUAUUUUAUUGCAUGUUUUCCAUGAAACAUAAUUUAAUUUUCAAGGACAUCAAAAAUCAAUUAGAAAAUUGCAUACUACUUAAGUAGCCAUUUUUUGCAGAGUAUAGAUCUUGCAUGCAGCCGAAAAUAAGUUCUUUUGAAAGCCGACACUCUGAGGUAACUGGAUCAUUAUACAUUUAUGCUGCAUCAUGAUUAGUUUUACAACGCUACUUAAUUUAUCUUUUCGAAACGAGAACUCAUUUCGAAAUUUUGGUUGACAUUUCAUGAGUUAGCACAUCUACUGUAGUAUUGAGCACCCAUAUUUGUCCGUACUGAGGACUUCUUUUCACCGAAUGUGCGGACGAAUGCAGGGCGUGUUUUCAACUUUGUUACUUUUGCUCCCAAUAAAUGGGUGAAAGGAGGACAGGGUGUAACCUCAAAAACUCGAGCUGACCGCGGGUGUAGACCUACCUACUCGGGCCGACUGCCAAGUUCUGCUCCUGAAGUCAGAUUUGUCCGAGUAAAAUUUUAGCUCCACUGAUACUCCGAAUGCUUUACUCCUCCUUGCUUCGUCCUCCAGCGGAAAAAGUAACAAUUUCUACCAACUUUCGCGUGCCCCUGUAUAUGAAAAAGGACGCUCGAUGCUGGAGGCUCUUUGUUUCCUCCUGUCCUAUUUACUUAGUACCCCAGUUUGGCUAUUCGAAACCUAAUUUGCCUGCAGUCCACAGAGUGUCCCAGUUGCUGAUAUGGUCGGGGCUGUUCCUGAAAGCCGUGGUGGCAUUUCGCUGCAGCUGUUUGCGCAGCUCUGGUUUUUUCCCGACGGCUUAUGCUCUGUUUUAUGCACAAAGCCCGGUUUGUUUGGCCAUCACCGUGAGAAGGCUACUCCUCCAACUGCGUAGAUCCCACAAUGUCGCAGCGGCCCUGAUGUCCGGUUUGAUGAGACAAUGGAUCUUCCACUGUCGCCAGUUUGUCGGCCAAAUAAUAACCGCAGAACAAUUCUGGUUUUAGGAAGAGGGGGUCGCUAGCAGACUUUUUUUGUAGACUCUAGCCGCCGCGACGCCACGUUUGCGUUUCAACCGAAAACACUCCAAGUUAUUGUGUUUUUCUGACCAAGCAGCACUGUCUGUUUAAAUUUGUCCCUCUAAAGUGCAUUCACAUUACUGCCUCCCAAUUCCCGUUGUUGCUGCUUAGUGGUCAAGUUUAGAGACAAUGCUGCAGGGUAUCUUGUAGGAGUCCUUCGGGGUUAUAAAAAUGUCGAUAUCUGCUUCCCAUCUGUCGACUGCUAUCCACACAGAAACCCGCUUGCAAGAGUUCAGCCAGUGGGAAACGAAGACGAUCCCAGAGUCCAUAGUUGCAUGGUGGAGACGUUACAGAUGCAAGCAGCCCAGUCAUUAGAGGUGUUUUUGGUAUCAUGCGGCACAACGGUUCGAUCAGGGGGCAUUCUCUCUUCUGUCCUCGUUGUCUGAACCCGUGUCAGGGCUCUACGCCUUUUAGACGAGAGGCGAAACGAAAAGGGUUCAAGUACCGGCAUCGAGUUGACUGACGAAAAUAAACAAGCACAGUAGGUAGCGUAACACAUGAAACACCAAUCGAAAUUCUUAAAUGUGGUUUUGAUGAGAAUAAAUCAGUAGGGUGGGUUUGCAGCGCUUAUCAUCAUGCGAAGAUGCUUCAGUCACGACGGGAUGUCAGCUUUUGAAUUCGCGUCUUUCGGGUCACCUGCAGAAAUCACACUCCCCAUACAUUACUACUUUAGUGGCAUGCAUAUUUUCCACGGAUAUUCGAUACUCUCAUUAAUUUGAGCUUAUUUUAUAAAAAAACACCCACAAAACAUCUUUUCUUGCACGUAUUUUUUCACAGAAUUGUGUCUUCAAACUUUAUGCUCGAAGGAAGGGCGUUUUUCAGUCUUAGAAGCGUUUUUAUAUUCCCGUUUUAUGCUUCAUACGAAGAACUACUGGACGGUCAGGUACGAUGCUAUCUAAAUGGAAAUGUCGCUGCACCAAAAACAUCAUAAAACCUUUUAAGUCGACACCUACCGUUCAUCAAGGCAAAAAUGUGAAGACUUAAAUUACUCCGAAAUGAGUACCAGGCAGGACGUUCUUUAUGAGUGCUUUCUAGAAAACAUGUUUUAAUUUCCAAGGGCACUGAUAUCAAUGGAAAAAUCAUACUACUUAUGUAGUCAUUUUUAGCGAGUGUCAUUAUCACAGAUGACCGGAGAGGUGCGCAUUCAGAACCGUCAUCGUGGCAUGGUGCGCAUUUUGGAAUUAUGCUGCGUGAUAAUCAAUAUUACAACACCACUUAGAUAAAUCUUUCUAACCGAUUUAACAUUCCUGAAUUUCAGUGAACGCCUCCUGAGUCAUGUCGCCUACCGCAUUUAUAUUUCCCUCGUUGCCCUGAGACAAUAAACCGAGUCGAUGUUGGGACGCCAUUUUUUCCAGGUUUAUCUAACGACAUCAUAACUAUACUCCUGACUCAUUGCUAUCAUCUGUUAGCUUGCGGUGGAGGUUCUCGCCUAACGGCCUGAAGAGCUUUUGUCUCGAGAUGGAUACUGUUUGCAGGCAGUUUCCACGGUUCUGACGUUAUAUCACAGUCCCCAGAAGGAUCCGCUCGUUGCAAGCACAGAUCCGCCCAGCGAAACCACACCCAUUCCGGCCACCCAAGAAGAAGGACUGGAGCGCUUGAAACAAGUUUUUUUGUCUCACGCUCCGUGACUCUAGUGCUGCUGUCCUAAGCCUAUAAUCGCUGUCUCACUAAAGGUGACAAAAUGAAUGUCGGCCUAAAAACUUUCUGAACGCAGUCCGUCAGGACACAGAGGUGCUUUUUGGGCAUAUAGGCAUAGACUAGACUAUGGCCAGUAAACUCAAGUAGCCGGGUUUGUGGUAGUUCGGCUGUCAAGGACAAUUACAUCCGUCCUUAUCCCACCAGUUUGGACCGGCGACAGUGAAGCAGACUUUCACUGCAUCUACCUCCCCCCACAUCCCACCGUGCUCCGAUGGUGAAGGGCACGCAGGCCACAGUCACAGCCCCAGUGCAGACAGUCACUGCCACAAUGACCAGCAGGGACUUCGAGGCCGCAUUGUGGUAGAGAAAGCAGGACCAGUGCAGCACACUGCAUCUCCCAUGGAGCUGCAAGGGAGCCCAGACACCCAGUCUAGCAUCGUGCCAGUGGAAACUUCUAAUCGCGAGGCACAAGCCAGCCCAGAGACGCUGACACAGACCACCAGCAGCUACACUCUGCAGGUCAUGCCAAAGCCUACAUCUUUAAGCCUGACAUCCACUGAAGUACAAUCGGAAGGCAUGCCUGCCAAACACGAAGAGAUCACGUUCCAGCUACCAGAGUCGGCCAAGACGUCCGCCCUCCUCUCCGGUGUGGCAUUGCGUCCACAGGCGACACACAUCGCCACCAUGACGCCCAUUGCAGUGGAAAGUACCCAAAAUAAAGUUAUCACCGAGCUCAAAUACCAGACUGUGCAUACCGAACCCAGCGUUAAGAUGGCCGGAGAUGGACAGGGAUGCAGUGACUGACAGAACUAAGUAGCUUGCCGCGCACGACCUCCCUGUUCCGUAUUUUCUAGGUUCGUUUGUUGGGGGUAUCGAAGUUCACACGUGUGAGAGCUUCAUAUGGGUCAUGUUGAGGAGGAGUUAUUGUUGCAGCCUGAUGUUCAGUCCUGAGAGCGAUCGAGUUACCGGGUGUGUGUGUUUGCAUCAUUUGAAUUCUUGACUGAUAUCGCGUCUAGCGCAUCACAUUUAUUAUAGUGGGGAGUGCGCUGAUGUGUCUUGAGCAGGGGUUCCUCAAUGUCGGCUUAGUUUUCCCUUCCCUAUUCCAUACACAACAGGCUUGUCUGAGUUAAAAGGACUGCGAAUGUAGUCGAUACACAAUGACCGACUAGAGUAAGCAGCCCGUCUGCGCGUGCCACGUACGGUUCGACCACAUCCCACAUGUACCAGGCCGCACCAAAUGACAUCCAUCCCACUUAGGUCAGAUGUGCAUGUGUAACGUUACGCCUGCCAUACCCGCGCUGUGAAAGUGAGUCGCAUGCACGCUGCAGCAGUGCGGGAGGGCUUGGCUGCUUGCGUCGUUGUUCCGCAACGCAUGAGUCCUGCGUACCACUCCUUUCGCCUUGGCCGCUGCUACGAUUUACAGUAGGUGGGCUAACUCAUGAAAUGUCAACCGAGAUUCCGAAACGCGUUUCCCUUUCGAAAAGAUUAAUUAAGUAGUGUUCUAAAAAUAAUCAGCCUGUAAUAUAAUUAUAUAAUAUUUCACUUACCUCAGGAUGUCGGCUUUCGAAUGAACUUCCUUCCGACUGCAUGCGAAAACCAUACUCUGUAAAAAAUGGCUACUUAAGUAGCAUGAAUUUUUCUCACAGAUUUUCGAUGCUCCAAAAAGUCCUAUUAUAUUUCAUGGAAAACAUGCAUAACAAUAUCCAUUCUUUUGCUCAUUCAGUAGAUAAUUACGUCUUCUUCCAAUUCUGUACUCGAUGAAAUUGUUUGAUUUGGUUUUAAAAAAAGUUUCUAAUUGUGGGACUUUUUUAAUAUCGUGAAAUGUCCGUUCAUAAAUCGUCAUGCCUCUGCAUUUACCAAUGUGCCUCGUAAAGUUAACAAUAUGGAUCAAAUCCACUGCUAAAUUUGAUGAACCCUAUAUGGUCCCCUUUAGUACCGUAGAGAAAUUUGGGGUUUUCCGUAUGCAGAAAAUAUAGGGCUUGUAGUUUGGAAACCCUGAAUCCACGUGUAACGGUAGAGCGGGUUCAAAAAUAGUCGGGAAUUGGAAAAGUUUUUGAAAACCAAAUUCUAUCCUUUCUUCGAGUACGAGAUUGCAAGAAGACGUAAUUUUAUAUCGAAUGAGCAAAAGAGUGAAUAGUUUUAUCCAUGUUUUCCAUGAAAUAUAAUUGGACAUUUAGGGCAUCGAAAAUCAAUGAGAAAAAUGCAUGCUACUUAUGCAGUCAUUUAUUACUGUGUAUAGCUUUUGCAUGCAGCCGGAAAGAACUGCCUUCGAAAGCGGGCAUCCUGAUGUAACUGAGUUGUUAUAGAAUUGUGCUGCACGCUGAUUAGUUUUACAACCCUAUUUAAUAAAUCUUUUCGAAGCAAAAACGCAUUUCAGAAUUUCGGUUGGCAUUUCAUGAGUUAGCCCUCCUGCUGUAUGCCUUAGUGUUUGGCUUGUCGGGAGUCAUUGUCGGCAAUUGUCUGACUUUUCAUACGGGGUCAUUGAGGUAAGUUGGUUUUUUUCUGGUUUUUUUCAAUGUUGUUUGAACGAACUAGGGUUUCGGGUGCGUCCCCGUCAUAUGCUCGCAUCCACCAGACCCGCGGUCUCUCCAGUUCUUGCUGGACACUGUCGUCCGCCCUGUACGCUUGAAAAAUAAUAUUGUACGGCUACCCCUGUGCUGCUAACAGGUGCCGAAUGUAAUGACAUGCGGUUAAUUCCUCGUUUUCUUUGCUGCGGUGUGUUUUCACCCUUUUGGAGACUUUUCUACUAGGGAGAAGGACUGUUUGCGUGUUGGUUAUCACCCCCCACAUAUUCCGUUAUCUUCAAGACUUGUCCUUUCUCGGCAAUUUAACUGAUUUUUCCUUUCACUUGCUUCCGUUUGAACUGGAUUCUGGAGUGUGCGUGUGUGUGUGUGUUCACUUCCGGCAUCAGACAUCUGACCGGCUUGAACGGCUGACUGGCGCCUGGGAGUGAGAGGAGAAAGUGAGCUUAACGCAUUUCCCUCUGGCGCGCACUUAAGACCACCACGUUGCGCUAAAAGCCAUGGCAUGGAAGGCUGCAAACUGACGCGUCAACUCUGACCAUGCAGUCAACCCUGUUGUUUGCUUGUGUAUUGAGUGGCCGAAUGGUGGACUGAGAGUCUGACUGCAGUGGCUCCGUCUUAAUGACCCACCUACGCAUGUGAGAUCCCAGCCUACCGUCCCCUUUUGUAUUUAAUCCCAGUGUGUGCUUUUUGAGGAGGGGGGGGGGUAUGCAGACGAGCUCCAGCUCUGUGAGCUAGUACGCCUGCUUCCUACAACAGACAUCUGACCAGCUCUGACGGUAGACUGGUGCCCGGGGAGUGGGAAGAGAGAGGCCCAGGCUCUCAGCUUGCGACUCACGGUGCGCUAGAAGCCUAGGCUUGAAAGGCCACCAACUGACGGGAGAACUCGCACCGCGUAGUCAGACCAGUCUGUGUGUUUGCGUGAAGUAGCGGACUGGUGGACUGACAGUCAGGCUGCAAUGGCUCCUUCUUAAUGUGGCCUUCUAUGGCCACGAGUGGUGACACGACUAGGGGCGACUCCGGCCGCGCCAGCCACCUGGCCCCUCUCCCGCCUCCAGUCUUCUCGAUCCUGCCUUGACACCGGGUGGAGGUGGGGGAGGGGAGAGUGCAGUGGAUGCUGUGCAAGUCCACUAUCACUAUAAACGAAAUAGCGCGCAAGUCACCGCGCCUGUUCUCGCUCUGUUGCGGAGCACACGAUAGGCAUCGUCGAAAUGGACGGUCGAACUGUCAGUGCCAGUGGAUCCGGCGACAGCUGUAGUCGUGGCCGUCAUCAGAAUCAGCAGCAGCAGCAUCAGCUUUACGUUCCUAAGAAAGCCAUCAGGUCGAGAAGGUUAUCCGUUCUGUCUACAGAUAUUCCCCCUUAUCAUAUCUUCUAAGCUACCAAAAUUUCUUAAGACGAACAUACUAUUAGGCGAUCGGUUUAGGGACAGUUUCCUUGUGUGUGUGUUGUCGCGACCACAGUGAGUAUGCAGUGUGCGAUUUCACUGACACCCACGUUUUUCAUUAGAAGGAGAGAACAUUGGGCAUCCAGUGUCUCAUGCGGUUCAGGAGACACCAAACCUCCUUCCGCGCAGCCUUCAUUCACGCGUCGGCUGGUCUUUUUCAUGUUUUUUUUUAUUUUAACCGCAUUUCUUUCUCGUUUGCGUCAACAUGUUGCGUCAUCUGUAGUGGUCAGGGAUGGUGACCGGUCGCUAGGUCGGCCGGCGAAUGGUCGAUGCGAGACCGUCUUACUUCGAGGGGUCUUGCUUCCACUUAUGAUUUCUCAUGUGUCUUUCCUUUAAGCGGGGAAAGGAGUGCUACCUUUUCAACUGCGGUGACCCAAAUAUCUGCAAUUUCACCUCGCACGCCGACUACACGGUCUUUAUGCUGCAACAACCGAAACAGCAUCCGGCGCGGACAAGCGAGCCUCCCACGACCGCCCUUGUCACGGCCGCUGACUCUCGACAGAAGGGUUGGUUCCCUUUGUUUCCUUCCUCCCUCCCUCCCUCCCCGUCCCGCCACGCCCCUCUCCUCCCACUUAUCUGGGCGCAUUUUUGUUUGAAUCAGACGUCGAUCCCACAGUUCCGUCCUUGCCGUACACAUUGCACUCUCCUUGAGAUAACCAUACUAAGGGCCUUUUAAGUAGUCUGUCGUAAAGUACUUGUCAGGAAGGAAUUGGCGACAGGACCAUUGAUUCGGUUGCCAUCUACGGCCAAUAACGAGGCCGAGGGUGUUUGUUUUCCCAAGGUCCCUAAAUUGGCUGGUUCCCCCUAGGUACUGUCAGAACCAGAGCGUAUGGUGGAGGGACGCUCACCGAUCGUUCUUACGGAACUCACACGUUCCGUUGUGUCCUACGGGCUCUCUCGCGAGCCCAAUCAGCAGGCGCGCAGCGACGCAUGAUAUAGGCAGAAGGGCAUUACCGACAAAGACACGGGAGACAGGAAUGGCCAUUUCUGCCUUAUUAGCCGUCGUCAGCCAGUCAUACCCAACCCCGAAGUGUGGAACACCUGGGGCUCGAACUUGUUACCUGUAGUUAGGAGUCCAAAGCCUCUAAACACUGGGCCACGAACCCGUUGUCCUGUCGGUUUCGAUCGAGAAUAUACAAUGGUGGAGGGCGCUCACCGAUCGUUCCGUUGUAUACUCCCGAUCAAAACCAACAGGACAACGAGCCCGUGGCUCAGUGAUUAGAGGCUUUGGACUUCUAACCGACAGGUCGCGGGGUCGAACCCCAGGUGUUUCACACUGCUGAGUUCGGUAUGACUGGCUGACGACGGCUAUUAAGCCAGAAAUAGCCAUUUCAGUCUUCUGUGUCUUUGUCGGUAAUAGAAUCCUACCAGAGCGUAUUUUGGAGCCUGACCAACAGCUUGAAAACGUAGGUAAGGAUUAAGUUGGAUGCCCUUAAAAGUGCAAUUAUAUUUCAUGAAAUAAAUGCAUAAAAAUAUUCAUUCUCUUGCUCACUCGGUAUAAAAUCACGUCUUCUUCCAAUUUUAUAUUCGAAGGAAGAGUAUAAUUCGGUUUUAAAAAAUUAUUUCCUAAUCCCCGAAUAAUUCUGAACCAGACCUGCCGUUAUACUUGCAUUCAGGGUUUCAAAACUACAAGGCGUAUAUUUUCCGUGUACGGAAAACCAUACAUUUCUCUACGGUAUUAAAAGGAGACCAUAUGGGGUUCAUAAAAUUAUGCAGUGAAUUUGAGUUAUAUUGUUAGCUUUACAAGCCACGCUGGUAAAUGCAGACACAUGACGUUUUAUGAUCGGCCGUUUCACGGUAUUAAAAAAUCGCACAAUUAGAAACUAUUUUGAAACCGAAUUAUACCCAUCUUUCGGGUAUAAAAUUGCAAGAAGACGUAAUUUUUGCCGAAUAAGCAAGCGAAUGAAUACUGUUAUGCAUGUUUUCCAUGAAGUAUAAUUGAAUUUAUAAGGGCAUUGAAAAUCAAUGAGAAAAUUGCAUGCUACUCAAGUAGUCAUUUUUUGCAGAGCAUAGAUCUUGCAUGCAGUCGAAAAUACGUUCUUUCGAAUGAACGCGCCCCGAGGUAACUGGAUUAUUAUAGAAUUAUGCUGGACGAUGAUUAUUGUUACAACCGUGCUUAAUUAAUCUUUUCGGAAGGAAAACGCAUUUCGAAAUUUCGGCCGACUUUUCAUGAGUUAGCUCACCUACAGUACGUCCAACAAGCUCACAGCCUCAGUACCAAGCGUGGAGCUGUGUCGUAUCUGUCUUGAUGCUUUUAUUCCGCUGUGUGUAAAUUGAGACACCUUUAAGUGAACGUUCCCUUGUCUGCUUAUUAGGCACGCUGCACGGACGCUGUGGACCCGCCGUCCCCUGUACCGAUGAGAAUACCAUCUGUGACUCUGGUUUAUGCAUCUGCCAGGCCGGCUGGAUUGAGAAGAUGCAUACGUGUGGUAGGUAUUUACUUUUAACCCCAAAUACUGGUCAACUGUUGGCAGGAAGUUUUGUGUCAGCUGCGACUCAGUCGAAUUCAUGCUCGUAAAAAGGUGGUAAUUGACUCCUUGUAAGCGACGGGUUCCAACAUUGGCUGUGGGUCCUUGUGAUGACUUGCACGUUGAUUGGUUUUUUGGGGGUCGGAGACCCCUGCCGGAUCUAUAUCACACACCCAACCGCUAUCGUCCUGCGCAUAUGUAGCGCGGCACGCUGUGGGAGAAAAACAAUGCGUGUCUCGGAAGCAAGAAGGCACUCAUUAUUGCCGAUGUGUGAAAACAACAUUGCAUAACUGGUCUGCUAGGGAAGGGUGGCGUUUUGAUUAUUUGGUAAGGAUCGGGUGAAGGUCCCCAAGCAUCUGUGACAUACAAAGAAUACAUACUAGUACUUAUUUAAGUGGAGUUAGGUCCGACACGACUACUUCGGUUUGAUGUUUCGUCGUACAAGGUUGGGUCGUCUGUUGUAGACGGUCGGGUGCGUUAUCUACAAUGAAAUAAGCUAUGAGAGUUGAGAAGCAAUCGUUUUAGACAGUCUGGUGCAUUGUCUGCAAUCACCUCAGCUCAGAGAUUUGAGAAGCGAUCGUUGUAGACACCUAAUUUUUAUUUUUCUGAUUGUUCUGCAUAAUUUUGGUUGCUAUAUGUCAGUGCAUUAAAACUUUUGCGCACGAAAGACGAAUUUACCAAUUAUCUAUACUUAUUUUGCCAUUACUCUAUGCAUGCAUAGACCCCGCCCGUAAAACCCUUAUCACCGCCUUCCCCGUAAAACAGGUGCCUUUGGCUGGUCAUGUAUGUUUGGGGGCCUUCACCCGAUCGUUGCGGAUUAUUUUCCUGUAUUUGCCCCCCGCGAUGGGCCAUGCGGCAUUUGCGCUGAACCAACACGCGAGCCAGGUCAGGGCACGGCAUGUGUUGUUUUGGCUGUGCACGCAUAACAAACGCAGCACAUCGGGUGGGGUGCGCGUUGGUACGCCUAGACGCAGAUUCGCGCCGCGCCAGUCAUCUGAACCCAGUGCUCGCAUGAGAUGAUCGACCUGUUCGCACAAUGGACUGGAGAGGGAAGAGCCAGUGAGGACCACGUCUGCGUGGCACUCAGCGCGUAUUCCUCACCAUAAACGAUUUGACGCGCUGUUAACUUAUCGCGGGUCGCAAAAAGCCGUGACUUACAGGGAUGCCAGCUAACGGUAUAACUCGGUCCUCUAAGGACGGAGAGUUAGACUGUAAAGCCUCCUCAAUAUGGCCGCUAUGGCACUCUCACCUAGUUGGGAUGUGCGCCGCCCUGCUGGUUUCUGUAGAAUCCUGAUCGUUUUUUGCGCGGAUUAGGCGUGUGGGGCACGCGCACUGCGCCCGAUCCCGCCUCCGGUCUCCUUGUCUCUGUUUUGACACCGGGUUCAGGUAGGUAAGGGGGGAGAGUGCGGUGGAUGCAGUGCAAGUCUACCAUCAUUAUUAACUGAUUCACGUGUAUGUCAUCACCCGCCAUGUUGCACGGUACAUGAUGGACAUCGUUAUUCUCGACGGUAGUACUGUGAAUGUCAUUUUUCCGUAUACACACGUAGCCAAAUAGGUCCGACAAGGACCUGUACACUGAACUGACCAUUUCUGGCCCAUUUAUCGUUGUCAAACACGCCAGCGUGCUAGACUAAUUCGGUUAAAAGCUGAGGCGUGCAGUCUGGGCUGUAACACGGCUAACUGAUGACGACAAAUGAGCCAGAAAUGAGCACACCACUGCCACAGUCGGCAAAACCACUUGGUGUCACUUAAAACUGACCCGAUGGGUGUUGACCUGUGUUCACCACACUGGCUUCCCAGUCUCAGAUGUUCACUCGGAACAGUGCGCAGCAAGAAUGUGGCGGCAGUCAUUCUGCUCAUUUAUCCGUCCCUGAACGAACUGUGUUCAAUCACAUUACCCGUUGAUUGACUGGCGCAGUUGACCAGCGGAUGGGGUGGGGAAGAGAGAGAGAGAAAAAGGCGUCGACACUAGGGGAUCGUCUAACAAGGCCAAGUCUUGAGAGGCUGCCUAACAAGGGGUUACAGUGCGUGGGCCGACUCAUGAAAUGUCAACUGAAAUUCCGAAAUGCGUUCUCGUUUCGAAAAGAUUAAUUAAGUCGGGUUGUAAAAAUAAUCAUCAUAAGUCGGUUUAAGUCCGUUUAUUGAGGGAAUGAGGCUUUCUCCCUUGAGUUCCCUAUUCAUAUCGAUAAACAGAAAUAAAGUCAUCAAUUACAUCAGCAAAUGCAAAAACUUUAAAAGUUAGCCGUAAGUGUGAGCCAGGCGCAAACUGCCGCCGCUAAAACAAUCGUGAUUAUAUUUACAGUAGUUUCUCAACAAAUGAGCAUCUAGUCUGCACUUAAAGAAUUCGACAGUUUCGGAAAGAACCACCGCAUCAGGGAGUCCGUUCCAUGCCCCAGUGACCCUGUUAGAGAAGACGUUCCGUCGGACGUCCGAAUGAGCCAGCUUCCUCUGCAGUUUGAUGGAAUGACCUCGCAGACGGUCAGUCCCGGCCAAUUCGAAGAAUUUAUCAAAGUCUAGGACGCACUCAUGGCCUCUGACAAUCCUGUAGGUUUGAAUGAGAUCGCCGUGCAGUUGCCUGUAAUUUACCUGUAAUCAUACAGCAUAGUUCUAUAAUAAUUCAGUUACUUCAGCAUGCCGGCUUUCGAACGAACUACUUCCCGGCCGCAUGCAAAAACUAGACUCCGUAAAAAACGACUACUUAAGUGGCAUGCAUUUUUCCCAUUGAUUUUCGAUGCCCUUAGUAAUUCAAUUAUAUUUUGGGGAAAACAUGCAUGAAAAUAUUUAUUAUUUUGCUCAUUCGAUAUAAAAUUACCUCCUCUUCCAUGUUUAUGCUCGAAGGUAGGGUAUAAUUCGGUUUUCAAAAAGUUUCUAAUUGUGAGAUUUUUUAAUACCCUCAAAUGGCCGUUCAUAAAACGCCAUGUUUCUGCAUUUACCAAUAUGGCUUGUAAAGUUAACACUAUGGCUCAAACCCACUACUAAAUAUUAUGAACCUCACAUAGUCUGCUUUUAAUACCGUAGAGAAAUGUAAGGAUUUCCGCACGCGGGAAGUAUACGGCGUAUAGUUUGGAAACUCUUGACCGAGUUAAAAACUAUUCGGGAAUUGGAAAAGUUUUUGAAAACGGAAUUAUACCCUUCCUUCGAGUAUAAAAUUAAAAGAAGACGUCAUUUUCUACCGGAUGAGCGAGAGAAUGAAUAUUUUUAUGCAUGUUUUCCAUGAACUAUAAUUGGACUUUUAGGGGCAUCGAAAAUCAAUGAGAAAGGUUCAUGCUAUUUUAGUAGUCAUUUUUUACAGAGUGUAGUUUUUGUAUGCAGCCGUAAGGAAGUUCGUUCGAAAGCCGGCAUCCUGAGGCAACUGAAUUAUUAUAGGAUUACGCUGCACGAUGAUUAAUUUCACAAUGCUACUUAAUGAAUCUUUUCGAAACGAAAACGCAUUUGGGAACUUCGGUUGACAUUUCAUGAGUUAGCCCACCUACUUUACCUCGGUCGUUCUCAGCAAUGACUGCUGUCUUCCGUUGUCUUUAUGGCACUUUCAUUUAUGUAGGCUGCUGCAUGCAGCGCGAACCGUGACGUGCGUGGCACGCGUAGACCGACCACGCCUGCUUCUGGUCGCCGGAGUCAGGUGGAUGAGAUAAGAGAGAGUGAGUGCGGUAGAUGCUGCGUAGGUCUGCCUUCCGUGCUCAAGAUGCCGGUGCUUGGGGCUCGCGGCGGACGUUGUCGUCCUCAACUGCCGAAAUGUCGGCCGAGGAAAAUAAAAGCCAGAACUCGAAGAAUCACCAGUGGCCCAGAUGACGUUGGGCUUAGUUGACCCUAGAAACUUUACCCUGUUGAAAGCUCCGCCGAUAGGUUCAACUCGGAUCUGACCCUCCCAACUUCUGUGAAUAGAUCUCUGUAAGCUGGAUCCCCAUUUGCGAUUGAGAAGAACGAUACAUUCCGCAUUUUGUCCAAACAUUUUGACAGGUGAAACGCAUAACCCUGGUUGAUGGCCCCUUUGUGGUUCUUCCAUUUGCAGUGAAAUGGCACCACUUUUCGAAUUCUUUCAUUUUCUCGGUCACGUUCUUAGCUCCUCCUUUUUUAUCACUCCAUGCUCCAGUUCGUUCAGUUUGCAAGAAACCCAAUCUGCAGUUCCAGUGCAAUGAUGGGUCUGCCUGUAUUGCCAUCUAUGACGUCUGUAAUGGCAUCGCAGAAUGUCGCGAUGAAUCCGACGAAGUGGGCUGCGAUGAGUGUAAGUCCUUUUUAUUUUUUGCGGAGUUUGUGCACCUAGGAAAGGUCAGAAAUCAGCGUACUUUCCUUCAGUUUUACCGCACUAUACGUUAGAACAGACCGAUUUGUUGUCCGGUUUUACGGACAUGCAGUUUAUGACCUUACUGGAGAAGGGUGUCGAAAUCCACGAAUGAUUGCUAAUCACUCAAACCGCCACCAAUCAAUUGACCAACUAUAUCUAUAUUUAUAACCAACGACUUUAAGGGAAUUGCAAGCCUAAGAGAAAUAUUAAGGGUUAUAUUACGUUGUUUCGAAAUACCAAUCUUUCCAAAAACAACAGAAAAUGUCGAAAACGUCAAAAAUGGGUGUACUUUAGUAAAUUUCGGUUUUGAAUGUACGAGAUAUCUCCAGCCUUCCUGCUUUUGGAGGGUGGUAGGUACGGAAACAGCUUCACGCGUAACUCACAAGUUCAUCUCCGACACCUUGUUGCUUUCUCUGGACAAACUGCCGUUAUGCGCACAUACAAUGAGUGACCUAACACCUGAUUAGUGUCGAAAUUCACGAAUGAUUGUUAAUCACUCGAAAACCGACACCAAUUCAUGACCAGCGAUUGAGUAAAUAUGGCAGCAUGAAUAGAAUAAAGUUUAAUAAUAGUGUUUUAGUGCUGUUUACAUUAAAAUGUCUUCUAAGAGUUAGUGUAAUAUCUGCGUGUAUAUUCCAAAACGGUUUCCUGAGAAUUCGUUGAUUAAGAUUAAGACACAUACUGAAUUGCCAAAUUGCUGACUUGAUUCACGCACCUGUAUAUGAAAUAAACCAAGUCCUUUAUUAUGAAUAACUCACAUCUCCAGAUCUCCGUCUUUAUUCGAAGAUGGGUGAAUCUUCGCAAUCUUCAGUUCAUCUCGAAGGCAUACAGUUCGUGACCUGACACAUGAAAGGUGUCGGAAUCCAUGGCUGAUUGCUAAUCACCCGCAAACCGACAGUACUGCGUGUACCCAAUUCAUCUGUUAAUAAAUAAAAACUCUAAGGGGGAAUUUAAAACAUUGAAGAAAUCUCAAAGCUAAUGUUACGCUGUUUAGAAAUGUCAAGUUUUUUUAGAAAAGCAUAAAAUUCCGAAAAGGUUAAAAAUGGUUCUGGUUGUGUAGACAUCAGUUUCCGAUGUGCAGAACGUCCGCCCACGCAAAAAAUAAGCAAUUGGGACAGCAGAAAUAGAGCAACGUUUGAAAGCAGUGUUUUGGCCAAGUUUGCAUUUAAAUAUCUGUUAAGAAUUAGUGUGCUUUCAGGCUUAGUGGUGUGCCAAAAGUCUACAUUUUUACUAUAGAUGUUAAUGUAAAAAUGUUAGUGUAGAUGCUGAUUUUUUGCACUCUGUAAAAAGUGACUGCUUGCGGUAGUAUGAGGAUUUCUCGUUGAGUUUCGAUGCCCCUAUAAGCUCAAUUAUAUUUUGUAGAAAACGGGCACAAAAAUAUUCUUUCUGAUACUUAUUUUGCAGCGAAACACGUUUUUUUUCAAAUCUUACGCAUAAAUAAAAGUCGUUUUUUGGUUUUAAAAGCUUCUAAUUAUGUAAUUUUUUAAGAUUUCGAAGUGUUCAUUCGUGCGGCAUCAGAUCAGCCCUUUGCAACAUUUUAUGAAUCUUCUAUUAUGUCCUUCUAACGGCAUAUAGAGAUUUGUAUAUUUAUUUGACGGAAUGUAUACGGCAUGUAGUUCGAAAACCCCGAUUGCAAACGUAACGGCGGGUGAGCAAAGAAUUGUUCGGGAAUUGAAAAAAGUUUCUAAAAACUGAAAGGUACUCACUUUUCAAGUAGAAAAUUUGAAGAAGACGUAAUUUUAUACCAAAUAAGUACAAGAAAGAAUAUUUUUAUGCACGUUUUCAAUAAAAUAUAAUUGAAUUUACAAGAGCAUCGAACAUCAACGCGAAAAUGCCAUACAAAGUGUAGUUUUUGCAGAUGGCUGAAAAGAGGUUCAUUUAAAAGCUAUCCAAAUGUAGGGUGAAUAUCGAAAGUGAAGGUCACGUUUUUUUUACGCGUUCGAUCCGGCUGGGACAGCCUGAAUCUAAUAGGGCCUGAAGGUCCAAAUAGCGUGAUGGAAGGCCGAGUUGUCCCCCUAGAUGGCUGCUUCCAAAGCCCUUACGUUUAGCGGAUAAUGCUUGUUAUCGUAAAGAAGGCAUGUUUUUAGCUGACCUCACACCCCCCUCCCCCCUCCUGCCGCAUACUUGACGCGUGUCGGAAUUAAGCUGAGUGGCUAUGCAAUCAAACUAGGUGGCUGAAAUGUCCAUAAAUUGUCUUCUAACACAACGGCGCAGCCCUUCUUUGCGCGCUACCAUUAUCAUAACUGUGCUCCAAAUUUGUUUUCCGGUUGAUGUUUUGAGAGCUUUGAUCAAGUGCAGCCGUACUUGUGCCGUGACUGGCUGGCGACAGCAGAUAGACCUGCAAUAAACACUUCAUCGAAACAUCGAACAUCAGCGGGAAAAUUUCAUACAGAGUGUAGUUUUUGCAGAUGACCGAAAAGAGGUUCAUUUAAAAGCUAUCGAAAGUGAAGGUCACGUUUUUUGACGUGUUCUGUGUUCGGACCCUUUUCCACAGGGUCUAUCGUUGCUGCAGUAGCGCCGAUUUACUCAAAAAAGAACUGGCUUACUUGUAUCGCUUUUUUCGACUCAACGUAUACCCGGUGAGCUUUGUGAAAAAUUGUCUCAGAUGCCAGCAACAACCACAAAACGUCGACUCUAACGGAGACAGGGUAUCACGGAAAUUCUAUUCCCUGCCCUACAUGCCGAGAAUUUCAGAAGCGAUCGCUCGACAAUUAGAUCAAUUCGGCAUCUCCAUCGCCCACAAACCGGCGUCUUCAUUGCGCACAACAUUAUCCCGGGUAAAAGACCCCAUACCGAAGGAGCAGCAAACAAAUGUCAUUUACCGCAUUCCAUGUGCAAACUGCUCUAGCGUUUAUGUUGGGCAUACCGGCCGACGACCUGGGACCCGCAUUAACGAACAUAAGUUGGCCAUCCGCCGACGGGACCCCUUGUCUCUCGUAUUUGCGCACUCCCUUGAGUGUGAUCACCGCUUCAACUGGGAGGGGACCGAAGUGAUCGCUAGUGCCAACACCAAAUAAGCCCGAGAGUCUCUAGAAGCUUGGCACUCUCGUAACAAUAGCACCAACCGCCAUGUCGAUUUGGACGCUCACUACGAAGGCUUACGUUCAUGGUUCGUCGGCUUGCGCCCACCCUAAGACACCAACUGCUAAUCCAUGUUCGGCCAUGUAGAAUAUCACGGAUUCAGCACCCCCACAGAGUGAACCAUGUGUGAAACCCCCAACAUCUCCCCUAACGUCCGCCAGCUAUCCCAACACGUUCUUCACCCCCACGCAUAAACGUCUGUCUUGUCGAUGUAACCUCGAUGUCGCCCUAGCUCCCCAGAAGGAUUAUCUCCCUCACACUUUUCAUUUUCGUCUGACGACGGGUUGGUGUAACCGACUUGAAAAUUCACGAGUAUACCUCGAUUUUCCGACGAGCCUUUUCCUUUUAUUAUAUCCCCUCGGAAUGCAUACUACCUCCAUUAUUAAAACAUUUCAUUUGCAGUUUGGCAACGGGGCCGCCUGGCGUGUUGCUUUUUCGUCCAUUCUCGUGUCUGGUUAUAAGUUGCUUCAUUGAAUAAAGUGGACUUGUUUAUCAGAGGAAUUUCAGGGUUCACCUGAUGCCAUCGUACAGUGAGUGACCGAUCUCACGAAAUGUUAACCGAAACUUGGAAGUUCCUUUUCGAUUAGGAAUAAUUACUUAGGUACUGUUAUAAUCUUGAUUAUCAAGCGGCAUAAUCCUAUUAUGUUUCGGACUCGCCAAGAUGUCGGCUUUUGAAUGCACUUCUUUUUGAUCUCCUACAGCAAACGUACUUGGCAAGAAAUGACUACUUAAGUAGUAUACAUUUUUACAUUGACUUUUGAUGGCCGUAUAAAUUCAAAUAUAUUUUAUAGGAAACACGCAUAAAAGUAUGCUUUCCUUUGCUCGAUUGGUAGGAAACCACGUUACCUUUGCAUUUUAUAUCUGAAGGAAGGGUGUAUUUAGCUUUUAGAAGUUUCUACUUAUGAGAUUUUAAAGACCGUGCAAUGUCCAUUCAUACAGCAUCGUGCAUGUCCGUUUGCCAAUACUUCUCAUGAAAUGUAGAGCAUGGUUCGCAUCCACGGCAAUAUUUUAUGUACUCUACAUGGUAUCCUUUUAAAGGCAUAGAGGAAUAUAUGAUCUUCGUUACGCGGAAAGCAUGCACCUUGUAGGCUGAAAUUUCUAAAAACUAAUCCAACGGCUUGUCAGGCUCAAAAUUAUUCGGACAUUGGGAAACUCUUCUAAAACCUAAAUAUACCCUUUCUUUAGGUGUAAAAUGUAAAGAUAACGUGAUUCUCUACGGAACGAGCAAAAGAAAGCAUACUUUUAUGCAUGUUUCCUAUAAAAUAUAUUUGAAUUUAUACGGCCGUCAAAAGGCAAUGUAAAAAAUGUAUGCUACUUAAGUAGUCAUUUCUUGCCAAGUGCGGUUUCUGUAGGAGGUUAAAAAGAACUGCAUUCAAAAUCCGACAUACUGGCAAGUCCGAAACAAUUUAGGAUUAUGCCGCUUACUAAUCAAUAUUGUAACGGUACCUAAGUAAAUCUACCUAAUCGAAUAGGCAUUUCCGAAUUUCGGUCAACAUUUCAUGAGAUCAGUCACUCACUGCAGGUGCCCAAUCGUCCUCCCUCUCUACCAUUAAGAUGGUCAACAGAGCCACUAAGCCAAAUGGACAUUACUAAAUGGUUCCACUUAUGCCGCGCCAAAAAAAUCAUACAUUGGGUCCGACGUUCAACCACAACAAAGCGCUAUGUUCUUGAAAGAUUACAGUAGGUGAAGUAACUCCUGACUUGCUGUCUGCAAUCAAGAACUUUGUUUUCUGUGGUAGGGGGCGCUCACCAAUCGUCCAUACGGAACUCACUCUUCCGUUGUGCCUUAAGGGCUCUCUCUCGAGCCCAACCAGCAACCGCACAGCGGCACAUGAUAUAUAGGCAGAAUGGUAUUACCGACAAAGACAAGGGAGACUGGAAUGGCCAUUUCUGGCUUAUUAGCCGUCGUCAGCCAGCCAUACCCAAGCCCGAAGUGUGGAACACCCGAGCCUCGAACUCGUGACCUGUUGGUUUAGAAGUCCACGCCUCUAGCCACCGGGCCACGAGCCCGUUGCCCUGGCCAACGCUCAAGCGGCCUGAGUUACAAGGCCAGACCUGGAGACGUGAGUUUAAUCACAUUUGGGUCAAGUUACUCGCCCAAGCUACAGCAACGCCUGGGAUCCACCAAAUAUGGUACAGUAAGCUGCAGUCGCACUUGUUCCGUGUGGCUGGCUGGCGACGGCAAAUAGACCUACAAUAAACAUUUCAUUUCCAGUUUGGCAACAGGGUCGCUUGUCGUGUUGAAUUUGCGCCCAUUCUCGUGUCUAGCUCUAGUUUGUCUCAUUCAAUAAAGUGGACUUGGUUAUCAGAGGAAUUUACCGGCUCAUCUGAUGCCAUCGUAGGUGUCCAAUCGUCAACAGAGCCACUAAGCCAAGUGGACAUUACUAAAUGCUUCCACUUAUGCCGGGCCAAAAAAACUCACACAUUGGGUCCGACGUUCAAUCACAAAGCGCUUUCUUCUUGACAGGUUAGAGUAGGUGAAGUAACUCUUGACUUGCUGACUGCAAUUAAGAAAUUUUUUUUCUAUUUGAAGGGAUGCCUUGGAUGGGGUUGUAAUAUCGAUUAUCAUACAGCAUUAGUAUGCCAGCUUUUUAAUGCGUUUCUUUCCGACCGCCUGCAUUGGCCACGCCCUGUAAAAAGUUCUUGACUGGUAUGAAUAAGUCCAAACACAUUUUACAGAAAACACGCACAAAAAUGUCCUUCCUCGUACACAUCUGAUAGAAAAUCACCGCUUCUUCAAAUGUCAUACUCAACGGAAGCGCAUCUCUCGAUUCGAAAAAGUAUUCCUAUUCUCUAAUGUUUUGGGAGAUUUCGAAUAAUUUAUAUUGACCCAACUGUGGAAGACUCGGCGCCUUGGUCGGAUUCGAACCCACGACAGUAUCUGCUUAGGCAGUCAGCUUACUGUAUCGUAUUUGGUGGAUCCCAGACGUUGCAGUAGCUUGGGCGGGUAACGUGACCCAAAUGUAAUUAAACUCGCGUCUCCCGGUCGGUUGGCAGAUUUUGAAUAAUUCAUAUUGACCCAGACGUGAAAACCUCGGCAACCUCAGUGGGAUUCGAACCCACGCAGAAAGGGGAAGGCUUCAGUACAGCCAACGCUCUAACCACCUGAGCUACGAGGCCCCGCCGGACGACGCGAGUUUUAUCACACUUGGGUCAAGUUACCCGCCCAACCUACUGCAACGUCUGGAAUCCACCAAAUAUGAUACAGUAAGCUGCUUGCCCAAGCAGAAUUUCAUAAGUAAUUCACCUAGAAUCCACCAGAUGACUACCACGAUCACGUCAUUCAUAGGUGUUUUGGCAGAGUUUGAAUAAUUCAUAUUGACCCAACUGUGAUUAAACUUGCGUCGUCCGGCGGGGCCUCGUAGCUCAAGUGACUAGAGCGUUGGCUUUACCAAAACCCUCCCCUUACUGUGUCGGUUCGAAUCUCACCGAGACUCCGAGUUUCGCACAGUUGGGUCAAUAUAAAUUGUUAAAAGUAUGCAAAAACACCUAUGAAUUACGUGAGCCUGGUAAUCAUCUAGUGGAUUCUGGAUUGGUUACUGAUAAAGCCUGCUUGUAAUCCUGCCUUCCAAAAAUUACGUGUAAUGAAAUGUGAUUAAACUCGCGUCGUCCGAUGGGCUCUCGUAGCUCAGGUGGUUAGAGCGCUGGCUGUACUCAAACCCUACCCUUGCUGUCGUGGGUUCGAAUCCCGCUGAGGUCGCCGAGUUUUACACGGUUGGGCCAAUAUGAAUUAUUCCCUAAUAAUUUUUGAAUCGAACUGUGGUUUCAAUUUCUUUUGGGGUUUCUGAGCUACAUCCUAUACAGUUUCCAUUAGAAGGAAUUCAAACCCUAGUCUGAAUGACUUACUAUACUGACAGCACAGGUAUUAGCUAAGAGCCCUGUACCUACUCUGCUAGAUUGGUAUUUGCACGCAACUGGCCUCAUGUUGGCUGCGUCUUAAUAUUACGCAAUUAUUCUGCUGUACAUGAGGGAUUUCAACUCAAAUAUUCAUAACACGAAGAUGUGAUCACUGGAACAAGAACUUUAUUGGCCUGACGUUUCGGAUUCUAACUCGAACCCAUCAUCAGAGACAGUCGCAGAUAAGGGUAAUAGUGGUACAAGGAAUGCGGUAUUAAUAGCACGUGGCUGCCGUGGGACCAUAUGUGCACUGUAAUUAAUACCUCUCGAAAUCAUCGCUGGGGUCGUAAUUAAUGCGAUGAUGGCUUGUCAGUCCGCGUCCGAGUCAUUAAUGGCCAUGUUUUCGCCAUCCGUGUUGGAUGCUGGCGUUACGAUCGCUCUGCAAAUUGGCUCACUGUCACUGGGAUAACUGCUCGCUCGCGCCCUCCCCACGUGACUGAUUCCCUGCCCAGAGAAAAUCUUAGCACGUACUAUGGUACGGGGAGGUCAUUGCGCUUGUUGAUAGAUUGCGGGCCUGAGAACCAUGACUCGAGCAGCUCGCGGCCCACGCGGUUGUCACCCCCUGCGAGGAUUUCGGCCUCCUGAAACUUGAAAUUAUGACCGUGUCCCGUCGAAUGAGCCGCCCCCUGAGAGCUAGCGUCUCCAUGCCUCACUGCUGAUGUGUACUCGGAAAUUCGCGUACGCAGUAAUCUCCCAGUUUCUCCGACGUAGUUACUUUGUCCGCAACUGCACCAAAUCCGGUAAACGACUCCAGACGUUCCCUGCCGUGACAGUGGGUCUUUCGGCUUCAUGACUUGGCGCCUAAUAGUUGCUUUUGGCCCGUGUGCAGCCCCAACUCGAAGUGGAGUGAAAAUAUUUCUGUCGACUUUCGGACCGAACCUGAAGAGCUUUGUAACGAAAAAUUUACUCAAUUAGAAUCUAGAUCAGGUCUAAUUCCCCACUGCUCACCGCAGUAACGCUGCUCCUCGUCCAGUCUGACGUUGGAACCCUCUAGUCUAGUGAAACUCAGUUUCUUCCACCAACUGUCCGAAACCUCCAUUCAUAUAUCGCAUAUUUUGACUUUUCUGUCACAGCCGACGUCCUUCGCAAGUAUACUUCUGUUACCGCAGAUCGUACGCCGACGGCGCGGAAGGCCGCUGACAAUAGUUCUCAUCCCGCCUCGCCGCCCAAAUUAGAUCACCCACCCAAUCGCCUUAUGCACGAUCUCUACCGCCAGAGAAAGCAGGAACGGUCCGAACCUGCUGAAAAGACGAGGACGGCGGCGUCGGCGGCGUCUACUGCCGUUUCUGAUGCCAGACCUGGAGACUUUCUCUACGACCUGGACGCCAGUAGCAUCGAGAACGAACUUCACUCCCUGCGGACCGGAAGACGUCGCCACGGCACUGCCCGCAGUGGUAGCAUUAACAAUUUGGCUGAGCACUCCACCUACGAGGAAAUACUGCCUCGAUCACGUCGACCGGCGUCGGUCUGGCGAUUGGAUGAUCCACCCGUGGAGGAGGAGGCGGGGGACUCCGAUCUCUCCCCGUUCCUUAUGCGUCUGGUCGACGGCGGCAGUAAGAACAGACAGCACCGGCUGGAGAACCUCCUGGACGCCUAUGGCCCUGUGCCCAGUCUGCUUCAACACCAACGGUUCCCCAGCUUGGCGGCGAUACCGAAGGAGGGUGAGGAGGAGGAGGAGAGUGCGGUUGAACCGCCCGGCAGACGCCGGCGCUUUCUGCGGCCACCUCCGCCUGCAGUAUUGACCGCUCCACCAAAGUCUCGGGGGUUUCGGCUACAUCCCCUGCUCGAGAGGUACGCUCGCGCACGAUUUCUCCCCCCGUCGGAGGAAGAGGAGCCGGUGGAGGAGGGGGAGGCGUUAAUGGAGCCAUCUGCGACCGGGACGAUGGCGGUCCUGCCGCGAAGCCAUCUGCCUCGUCAGCAUACAGCCCUGCCUUAUCGCGGACGUUCUCGUCGUCGAGGUCACGGUGUAGCAUUUUAUGAGGAAAACGGUAAGUUCUGUUCUUCAACCGUUUCACACUCAGUCAGAUGUCUUCUCCCCGCACUCCUUUACACAACCCGCUUCACCGUUUUCUAUUUUCUCGCUGGCUGACCGCAGACAAUGCACCCCUGGCUCUCUUGAUUGGCUGAUCGUGCCCCCCCCCACAACGGACCAUGCUUUAGAUGCACUGGACCAGCACGAGGACCAGACCAGGGUCUGGCACGCUUUACUGGGUUGUGAAACCAUUAGCAGUGAUAUACAUAGGCGAUGCGAUGGCACGCCUAGAUGCAGGCUCGUGCCGCGCCGCCAACCUGCGCACGCUUCCGACUCCGCCAUGAAACUGAAUCCAGUUGGGAGAGGAGAAGGGAGUGUGGUAGAUGCUGCGCAAGUAUGCUAUCACUUCAAACUAAUUCGCACCCAAGUCACCUUUCCUGCGCCCAGCCACACAGUGAACAUCGUCGGAUUCGACGGUUGAACUGUCAUCAGUUGGCUCAUUGUCGUACUCUGGUACAGAUCGGAGCUCUGAGUUCUUCCCUACGGUCCUUCUUGCUUUGUCGUUUCCGCUGUCUCUCAGACAGUACUCCGCAGCCGCAUGGUUAAUCAGAAAAAAGUGUCUAUCGUCAGGACUUGAUAUGCCGAGUGUUCAUCGCUGGUAGCACGCCUUUGCCCUUAAAACUAACCACGCGGUAGAUGUGCUAGAACAACACAGCGGCUAAAUCGGAGUGGGAUAUGCAGUAUCGGACAUAACGCGCAGGGUGUGGGGGCACACCCGUUUCCAGGUUUGCGCUGUGGUAGUUGGGAUCCGGGCCGCCCGGUCAGUGUGUGUGUUGUGGACCAAUAGGCGUGGUGGUUUGCGUAGGUGCGGCUUUCGCCGUUCCCGUGGGCGCAGCGCAAGUCGCCGUCCCUGCUGUGGCGCACGCGGUGUCCGUCGUUGGCAACGACGGCCGAACGGUUGGCAGCACGCCUGCAUACUUCCUCCUCUAACUCCGGCUGAUACAACCGACUCCACGUUGCAAUCUCCUGACGUCUUCUAAUGGUCUCUCUCUCUCUCCAUCACCUUCGGUCGGUGCCACACAUGCAAACCCAGUUGGCCCAUUAGCCAAAUCCAGAGAUGCGCUAAAGGGGUCAGGUGUCCCCCAACAGCCGCGUUGAUGUCGUCGUCGACGUCGGCUGUAUGGACAGAGUUCGCUUAAAUUGACCUCCCCUGCAACUUUCGCAGCACAUGGCCGAACUGUCUCAUUCGGCAAGCACGGCGGUCGGGCUUGGUCGGCGAACGACUGUUGUAGCAUCGUUCGCAUGGACUAACAACAUUGACGAAACACACUCAGUCAAAUUGCAUCUUUUGAGCGCACAGGCCAUCUUUUAUCAUAGCCAUACAGAAGCAUUGCCCUCAUGAAGGUCUCCUUGAUCUUCGGGCCGAUUGUACGUCAAUUCAGAAGAAGAAGAUGUGAUCACUGGAAUAAGAAAUUUACUGGUGUGACGUUUCGGAUUCUCACCCGAAUCCAUCACCAGAGACAGUCGCAGAUAAGGCUAGUGGUGGCACAAGGAGUGCAGUAUUUAUAGCACGUGGUUGCCGUGGGACCGUGCGCGUGCUGUAAUUAACAGCUCUCGCAAUCACCGCUGGGGUCGUAAUUGAUGCAAUGCUGGUGGCUUGUCAGUCCGCGUCGGAGUCGUUACUUGUCGUGAUUCCGUCACCCGUGCCGGAUGCUGGUUUGACGAUUGUUCGGCGAAUUGGCUGACCUGUCACUGGGAUAAUUGCUCGCCCGCGCCUUCCCACGUGACUGAUUCACCUGCUCAGGGAAAAUCUCAGCAAGGAAUACGGUAGCAGGAGGUAAUUGUGCGCGUUGAUGAUUGCGAGAGCUGUUAUUUACAGUGUCGCAUAUGGUCCAACGGCAGCCACGUGCUAUAAAUACUGCACUCCUUGUGCCACCAACACCUUUAUCUGCGAAUGUGUCUGAUGAUGGAUUCGAGUAAGAAUCCGAAACGUCAGGCCAAUAAAUUUCUUGUUCCAGUGAUUGCAUCUGACCAGCCGGUUGUUUUCCUCCUCCUCUAUCGUAAAAUGAAUGUUCGGGAAGACGGUGGUGAGAUGUUAUUUGAAUGUCAGCACCUGAUCCCGUUCGAUUACGACGGAGGUAUCAUCGAUAUACAGAGCCCAGAAUUUCGAUCUGUGGUAUCGAAAAACCAGCAACUCCAACCGUUGUAGGACCGCCUCGGCUCUGAGUCCCGAAAUCGGCGAACCCAUUGGCGUUCCUUUCACCUGCUCGUAGAUUGUUCAAUCGAACGUUAAGUACGUCUUGAGACAGAACUUCAGGUGCUGGAUGAUUUGGGUGUGUCCGAGGUGAUUCUCCGUUUUGUCGUAUUUCUCUCAUAUGAGUAGUUCAAUUGUCUCGACUGCCAAGUCCUGCGGGAUAUAACUAAAACGGGACAUGACAUAAACGAAAACCAUGACAUCGCCUGGCAGGAGACUUACUCCUUUAAUUUUCUCCAAGAAUCGCGUUGACGAGCUGACUGUGGUGUGCGAAUCGAGGGUCAGAAACUUGAGACGUCGGAACAGCCACUUUGCCAGUCCGUAGGUUGGAAUGCCCUUUAGUGGUACGAUGUACGUCUAUUCCAGAGGUUUCAGCUAAGAUGGACGAAGACCGCGCGCCUGGUUGACUUGACGCUGGGUUUCGAACUUGUCCUCCUGUCCAACAGAGAGUUCGACGCUAGCUGGCAAAAGCAGUCCACUAGUCCGAAAGUCGGAUACCUUCUCUCGAAAGCUCAAAGCGAUUAUUUUUGCUUCGAAAGAGUCAACUUCCAAGCCCUCUUUGACUGCCUUUGCAUCUGCUUAAGAGACGACUAAUCACAAUUCUGCAAAAAGAUUAGGGAGGACGACUUAUUUCACAUUAGUUCUCAUACAUAGUGAGCUGUCGCUCUUCUGGAAGGUUGUUGUGACGACAACGUCCCCCCCCCUCCCUCUGUUGGAAUGGUCUCCGCUCCUAAAAUAUGCGUUAUGAGCCGGUGUAACGGGCUGUCGACUGUUUUUAAACAGCACCUGCAGAUUUCUCAUUAAUGACGGUCCUUUUUAGGCGCCUUGUUCUUCAUCGGUCUCGCCAUCACCCCAGAGAUCUCCGUGGUAGACGAGGGCAAAAUGCCCUCUCACCGGCGGUUGUGUCUCCGACAUGGAUGCCAUCCAUACAGGUUGGUUGUGUCUGCGCCGUUCGGUGACUGACUCAUCUUUCAAAUCCGAUGCAGCCGCUGUGCAUCUCUAUUAUCUCGAUAGCGUCGCAAAUCUCCGGCACUUUUGCUGCAGAAAUCGUUGCGUUGGGACCCUCGCUGUUUUGCAGUCCGAAUAAGUCGAGAAGUUGAAAUUAUUAUGGCAGCCCUGCAAGUCCGGGCAAGAUUCUAGGAACAUCUACUGCCAUCGAAACAGUAUUUCCCUCGUCCCAGCUGGGACAGGCCUGUUCCCAUUAAAUUUUUCGUUCCACAAUGGGUUAAAGGCUACCCUCAUUUAACAACACUACUUUCGUAAGAGUCAGUAGGCAGUAGCAAGUAAUAUACAAAGUUGGGUCGCAUAUAACGUCCUUUCCCUUGUUUGUGUUGUAAAUACUACUUAAAUAACGCUUACUGCCUGUUGGAUCGUUCUGGCUGAGUAUAGUCUGUGCGCGUACUGAAAUGACUCUCAGCCGGUAACUGCUUUGUCCCUGAGUUGUGCGCCUUUUUACAAUUAAACAAAUUUGCUAAUUCGGCUUUUUCUCUCCCAAUUAAUCUUCGCUAGAGCCUACCACGAAGAACGGCGUGCGUGAAACUGAAAUGUCGGGUGGUACUGCCGCCAGUGACGACACGGCCCGAGGUAAGACUGAGUUUUAUAUUUUACAAGAAGUUUCCAUCACCAGGCUGGUGUUUGUGUCUAUUUCGGUAAUCUCACAAGAAGUUGUUCCCGACUCUCCUAUGGCCUACUUUAUUCUAUUUUUGCACAUCGUCAUCUCUUUCGGCUGAUUCGCUCCCCCCCCCCGACGUUGUCCCUGCCGGGAAAAGUACUGCGAACAAUCCAAAGCAGCCGAUGUAACUGAUUGAACUUACGCAAGGCCUUCUAGGUAAACGGAGCAUGCGACGGCUCAGCUUUCACUUUUACCUUGCCCCAGGCAGAGCGGGAACCCUAUUGGCUUACUUACUUAAAGUGUCCUUCUAAACCGUUAUGGAUACCACGCUCGCGCACAUAAGAUCUGGCCUUUCAAGAGGGAACUGAGUUCUGCACGGACCUCGCAAGACUUACCCGCUCUUUCAUCGGGUGUUUUCACUCCACAUUAUUUAUUUUCCCCUGGGGAUAACGUAUUCUAGUGUGUGGGAAACCGGCCGAGUUUCCGGCUGCAUGCUGCAUGUUCUAUUUUUUGAAUUAUAAAGUCCAACCUCUGUUGUGUAGUCUCUCCGCCCUGUUUUAAAAUAGCCGUGGGCUAGAGUGUUGCAUAGUCACCCUUCAAUAAAUCAAAACCAUGGAUCAAUGGAAAUAGGGGUGUUUUGGGCGAAGCCAACAAAAAUCCACAAAAAUACCUAUUUUACUAAAAUAAUACCAAUCAAUUGUAAAGCGACCCAACUCUUAUUUAAAUGAGUAAAUAACCAUAACGGGGAAACCGCACGAAACAAAGUGCAUAAGACAAUCAAACGACUAGAUGCCACAGAUGGCUAGCUCAAUAACAUUCACGAACACAGGCCGUACAACCAAUGUAUCCAAAGGAAUAAGUUGCUAAAAUCGGCACAGAAUUCCAAAGUUUCACCCAACAUAGUCUCAAUAAGGUUGUUUCAAUAGAUCGGAAGUAAAAAUCUUCCGAAUGUGUGACUAAGACCCGGUAGUGCAGGUAGCCUUGCGCGGUGCAAUUCUAACAUCAAUUAAAAACAAGACGAGCGUUCAACUAAAUGGAAAUGAGAAGAGAGAUAUGGAUAGUCAUUUUUUGUCAACUGUGUCUCAAUGAAGAGUUCUAACCAACUCUGUAAUAUCUGCGCUCUAAGCUGCCUAGCACGUCACCGUUUCAAGUGCGCAAAAAGUUCCAGUACGUCAAUACGGCCUACCCGACGAAAAUAAGUAGCAACAAUGUUAGCGCUAUUUCAUGGCUGUGUUGGUUGGGCUGCACUCGCCCAACUUGAGAAUUGCCUAAUCAAAAUCGUGACCAGAAGUAUGCAAGCACGCAACAGCAAAAAGUAAAAACCCUAUCAACAGAUACAAUGGACCAGAAUAAUUAUUUAUGGCUCCCUGGUUUACAUCAACCAGUCAUAACCGAGCCCGGAUUAGUUGGAAUUCGAACACAAAUCGGUUAGAGCUAAACAUUCUACCAUUUAAACCACGACCCCUCAAGAGUUCUGCGCUCGACACACGUCAGCAUCUGCCACUACCUCGUGGUAGUAAAGGAUGUUUUCUCCGCUAGUGAAGCGUUUUUCUGUCGAAGGUCCGACCAUGUUCAGUAGGAUAGCAUUCUGUGGCAGGGCCUCUGGUAUGGACACCGACCGUCAUUGUCCGCCAACAGGGGUUAUAACACGUCUAAGCCACUUUACAGGAAUGUAUCCAAACCAGCAACGCAUAGUUUGUUUGUUGGAAUAAAAACUGCAGAUCUUAUAGCCCGUAAUUUAUGUAAGACCUCUAAGGCAGAGAGAGAGAGAGACCAAAAUUAAGAGACGUCUACAAAACAACUCGAUCUUUUUUCGAGAGUAGGUGUGCUGUUUGUUUUGACCACUCAGAAAUUGGGCUAUGCCAGAAGCACAACCAUUGCUUCUGGUGUAAUCUGACCCUCGGUGCGGUCCACGCCGCCGUUAGUGUAGAUUGGUACACACAGUGGGGCCGGGAUGUGCGUGGCACGCGCAGACGGGCUGUGGGGCUUUCUCAGUCGACGUGUCCAGCUGUCAUCACCAGUUUAUUUAAAGACUCAGAAAAGGUGGAAAAUAAGAGGAUGAGGCCGACAUUGGGGAAUUUAUUGCCAGAACAUUAUAAUAAGUCAUAAUUAUCACGACACGUUAUCAGCCGUGAGUUGGAAUUUUUCGAACUGACGGGGCAGCUCAGGCCCUGAAGUGACUGAAGGACUAAGCGCGAGACUUUAGUGGUUCAUUCUUAAUGUGGCCGUUAUGACACUCAACUCGUAGCAAAGUGACUGGAGGAGAGAGCGUGAUGCAUGCUGCGCAAGUCUCCGGUGUUGUGCGGACUCCGUGGGUUAUGCGGUAGACGUCUUCGCUUGCGGCUAUCGAAGCCGGACAACCGCACCCCCUUGUAUACUCCUGUAAUUCGUUUAGCCCGCGCCGUCUGAAUCUAGGUUUUGAACGUCGGGUCUGGGGCCACUCACUAUUGAGCUCUCGUGAUAGCGUUUGGAACCCGUCCACUUUUUAGAUAUUUUUUACUUAAAUAAGCAAAGUUAAGAGUAGUAGCUCAAGUAACUGAGAACUGUGAGGUCGGCGGGGUGCCUUUAUUCAUGAUCCGACGUUUCGGACACUUUUCGAGGGUGGGUGCAAGAUAAUGUCCACACGCGAUCAACUGAACAUGGACAGCAAUUAACGACUGGCGCCACCAGACCAUCAUCCCCUGCGCAGGUUAAUUUACUAAAAGACCGAUGCAAUUAGGCCAUUGUCGCCAGCCCGGCGACAGGUGCACGGCAAACCCAGCCUUAAUCGUGAGGAGUUAUGGGAGCAUUCAGAAAGAUCACACGACUGCAAUUAUGGCCUGCUUUGGUGGACAUUUAUAUAAGUGACGAAGAAGAGUCGAGCACCGGAACACUUUGUUUAUUGUCCUGAACUUUCAGACUCGUACAGGAGUCCAUCGUCACAGGUAGUAGCAGCAACAGAACGAGCGACAGUUAUAAGGCAUUUAGGCCAAUCAUCGACCGACGGCGCAAGACUAGGGGUGACUGCGUGGGGCUCUGUACGCAGGCGCCUGAUCGAUAAAUCGACUGACUGAGUUCUCAUCUGAGGCCCAGACUUCAAUCAAUUCUCGACCUGUUUUGUUUCCGGCGUGGGCGACUGCUUUGCUAGCUUCGCAGUUUAACUCACGACCAACUUCGUAGGUGUGGGCGGCCACUUGUGAUAAUGCGUCGCCUCGUCGCACAGCCAGCUUAUGUUCGUGUAUGCGCAAUCCGAGCACGCGCCCAGUCUGUCCGGUGUAGUUACAAGUACAAUUUUGACAUGGAAUGCGAUACACUACUCCAGAUUACUUUUUAGGCUUUAACCGGUCUUUGAUUUUCACGACCAUAUUGCGCAUGGUGGCUUUGGGGCGGUGUGCAGUUCUAACACCUUGCUCCACAGCAAUGCGCUCGGUCGCUUCUGAAACGCCCUAUCCAUUCACUGCCAAGUUAGGGGAGCAUUCAGACAGAUCGCACGACUGCAGUUAUGGCCUAAUUUGGUGGACAUUUAUAUAUCUGCAGUAGUCUGUGUUAGGUAUGCAAAACAGAGGGGGCUGGUCGCAGGGAGGGCGUGAACUGAGCACAGUGUUGAGCACAGGUGAUACGUCUUAGAAGAGGGAGCAGUCUACAUAGCACAGAGAAACGCCAUAGGUUGAGGGGGUAGCCAAUCAACUCCGUAUGACCUUGAGCGUCUGCCAGUCACGCGCAUGUCGCUUGAUGUCUGGAAAAAUUCAUUACAGUAUGCACGUUUCCAGUCUACGAUAGUGAGUAGUAGGCCUUGUUGUGCAAAACUUCAGACGCGCGUCGUGGACCCCACGUCCUGUCAAUUUCGACCGACAUUAUUGAAGCUCACAUGGCAGCGGUGUUCAUUGAUCAGUCUUGGUUACAGGGCAGAGAUUGGCACUGCCGUUUAACUUUCCCAAGGCCCCAGCCUAGAGCCCUCUCAGCUGCUCAAACAGCAACAACAAUCAAGAAGAUUUAUCGACAUAGACAAGGUCAUUUCUGACUAGUUGAAGUCCAGCUGCAGGUUGGGAAACACCUAGGUUGAAACUGUGGUCGUUUUGCCACAGAUAGUCUGAUUUAAAACAUAGUACUUUUCUAAAAUUUCAAGUCAAUUACUAAAGGCGAUUUUGGCAACCUAUGCCCGCCCCUCCGCUCAUAAGUCUGAAGCUAACCAUUUGGACAUAGCCUAACCAGUCAAACUCGGAAUGUCAUUCUAUCACUUUUAAUUUGGUGCUGCGUAUGGCAUUCCCUCCUUAGUUUACCAAAUGAAUCGUUUUAAGCGCUUAAAAGUCUCUUAGGGUCUGCAACCUGUCGUUUUUUCAGGCCCUUAGGUUAUACAUUUGGGCAUUCUGGGCGUGCCUACCUUCCGUUAUCGGUAGGUCGAUUAGGCGCCAGACAUCGGUAAAUCGAUUUUUAGUCGUGCACAUUUACUUGCAUUUUCAUUCUCUUGGCCAUUUUCUUCUCAUUCCUGGAACUCUUGCAGACAGUCCAUACAUUUCAUGCCCCUUUCUGACUACCGUGAUGUCCCUAAAUUAUGCCUCACUCGCAUGUUGCAAUAUUUCGCCAGUCCCUUCUACCCGUUUUAAGUAGAGUUCUUUUCACCAAACUGGCCCCGGCCCAAAUGGGUCUAAUUUCCCUUUCCCUUCUUUCCUUAAUAUUGCCCUGCCACUUGAUCCAUUGGCCACUCCGAUCUUUUUAAUGGUUUUCGUCACUUUUACCUUACUUCCUUACACCCUCCUCCUCCUCUCUCCGCCUCCUAUCACUUUGAUCUCAGUCCGGUACUCCUGGCUGCCUUGCCCAGUUCACAUGUUUAAUUUGGUUCCUGCCCUACGAUUUCUCACGCUUUUCCUCUCUCGCCUUCCCCGGGCGCUUUAAAGCCGUGGAGUCCAAGAGUAUUGCCGACGGUGGCGGCGGCGGCGGCGGUGUCUCCUUCACCUCCUCAUUCGCCGCACGAAAUCGCACCCAGUGGCACAUCGCUGCCAUCCUGCUUGCCGUUGGUCUGGGCCUAAUCUCCUGUCUGUUCGGCUUCCUGGUUGGUCGCUGUCGCAAGGACACCUGCGGUGGCGCUCGCUCCAAGGCCGUGGCCGCGAGUCGCCUCCGGCGUCGAAUUCGAGACAGUCGACAGGCUGCCGCAGCAGCGGCGGGACUUGGCAGUGACCUUGAGAAGAACGGCCUCCUGACGGGACUGCAGUUGUGA
Spirometra erinaceieuropaei is the source of this 36953-nucleotide messenger RNA. Lineage: Eukaryota; Metazoa; Platyhelminthes; Cestoda; Diphyllobothriidea; Diphyllobothriidae. The record is from the annotation of a GenBank genome assembly.